This is a messenger RNA of Triticum dicoccoides, 1266 nucleotides long. RefSeq names its product aspartic proteinase nepenthesin-1-like. The record is from RefSeq and is a predicted model, not a curated record. NCBI's taxonomy places the organism in Eukaryota, Viridiplantae, Streptophyta, Magnoliopsida, Poales, Poaceae. The transcript has 2 exons. Gene Ontology annotation, cellular component: extracellular region. The coding region runs from base 1 to 1266 and encodes 421 amino acids.
AUGGCCGUAGCAAUGCCAGCCCCUGCUGCAGCUUGCUCGCUCCUUCUACUUCUCCUUGUGGUGGCCGCGCCGGUGGCCGCUGGGAAUCCCAAGAUCGAUGAGUGCGUCAUCCAUGGUGUUUUCUGGGCCGCUUGGGCUGACUCGGAGCAGUUGACGGAGGGCCUCGGCAUCUCGGAGCACACGUUCAGCACCUUCAUCUUCGACCUUUCCGUCGGGCGGCAGGCCCUCUCGAUCGUCAUGGACAUCUCCAGCGAGCUCGUCUGGGUGCAGUGCUGGCCCGGGCUCAGGCCCAUGCCCACCUUCCUGCCCAACCACUCUGGCUCCUUCACCCUGAUCGCCCCCUUCCAAUCAUCCGUGCGCAACAACUCCAGCACCUUUGGCCAGAUCCACUAUGCCGACUGGACUUGCCAUCCCGGCCACCAUGGCUGCGCAGCACGCUGCGGGUAUGUACAGCACUUCUACGGCGCCGGCAACACGUCUGGCUACCUCGCCACUGAAACAUUCGGUUUGGGGAACAGGGUCGUCAGCGGCAUGGUGUUCGGCUGCAGCAACAACGUCACGAUGUUGAGAGACAUCGAUGGAGCUUCCGGCUUCAUCGGAUUCAGUAGGGGCCCCCUCUCCCUCGUGUCGCAGCUCCAGGUCUCCAGGUUCUCCUACUUCAUGGCGCUCCCCGACGACCCCGACAACGGCAAGGACUUCGUUAGCUGGAGCUGGGGAGAUGGAGACUACGCCGACACUAAGGGCAGCCACACGCCGCUGCUGGCGGUCAGGCUCAACCAGAACCCUUACUUGUACUACGUCAACCUCACCAGCCUGCAUGUGGACGAGCAGCUCCUCACCAACAUCCCCGCGGGGACCUUCAACGUCCGGGCGAACGGCUCCGGCGGGGUGUUCCUCAGUACCACCUUGCCCUUCACCUACCUCGACGAGGCCGCGGACAAGGUUAUGAGGAGGGAGCUCAUGAGCAUGAUUGGAUCGCAGGGCCUGUGUCCGGUGAACGCUUCGGUCGGCCACAACAUGUGCUUCCUGAUGCAACACUUCUCCAAGCUGAAGGUUCCCAAGCUCGCCCUACUGUUCGACGGCGCCGACGCGACCAUGGAGCUCAAGGCGGAGAACUACUUCUGGAACGUCAGUGGCGGGAAGACGUGCCUCACCAUACUGCCGUCGACCACCGGCGAGUCCGUCCUAGGCAGCCUACUGCAGACCGGUAGGACGAUGACCUACGACAUCCACGCGGCGGCGGCAGCCUGUAUUUCUAAUUUUUGA